AUGACUCUCCUGGAGGAGUUCACUUCUGUUACAGAGGAGGAGGAAGAGAGAGUUCUGGAAAAGGUAGUGAACUCCCGUAUUGAAGACCAUUUGACAUUAAAUAACCUUCAUGAAGAACACCAGUCAGCAUAUAGGCAGUUCCAAUCCACGGAAUCUGCACUACUGAAGGGAAUGGAUUUUCAACUUCCAAACUGCAAGACUCACGAAUCUCGCGUCUGUGACCUUUUCUGUAAAGAAUGUAGUGCUGCGAUUUGCGGUGAAUGCCAUGCCCUUUCCCACAAAAAGCAUCACGUGGAUGAUCUAGAAGAUCUGUGUAAACUGAGGAAAGGGAUAAUUGCUCAAGAAAUCGAGAGGGUGAGACAUGCCAUUUCCUUAUAUCAAGAACAAGAACAAGAUAUCACUGUCGAAGAGAAAGAAAUCAACGACAAAUACCGAACCGUUGAUAAAAACAUCAGAAUCCACGGAGAAAAUCUCGAGACAGCCGCCAGGAAUGCCAAAGAGGAAUAUUUGAGACAAGCAAGAGAGAAAAAGGGGGAGCAUUUUAAACUCUUAGAGGGACAAAAAGCAAUAAUAGAUAGAAAUUUGCAGAAAGCCUUAGAAAUGGAGAAGGCCAUACCAAGCAGUUUUAACACUUGUGAAGAAAUACUAGCCUUCGACUUCGAAAAGUUGGAUACGAAAACAUUACCAGAGGUGCCUCCACGUCAGAGGAUAUUGCCACCUGAAUUUGUUCCAAACAUUGACCAUCUGGAGAAAAUGCUUGAUAAUUUCGGAAAUCUAGCUUUCUGA
Molecule: messenger RNA, 786 nt
Organism: Ostrea edulis (European flat oyster)
Lineage: Eukaryota; Metazoa; Mollusca; Bivalvia; Ostreida; Ostreidae
Product: E3 ubiquitin-protein ligase TRIM33-like
Exons: 3
Coding region: 1-786 (261 amino acids)
Molecular function (GO): zinc ion binding
Source: RefSeq, a predicted model, not a curated record